Acanthisitta chloris (rifleman) is the source of this 219-nucleotide messenger RNA. RefSeq names its product DnaJ (Hsp40) homolog, subfamily C, member 19 (gene DNAJC19). Gene Ontology annotation, molecular function: ATPase activator activity. Lineage: Eukaryota; Metazoa; Chordata; Aves; Passeriformes; Acanthisittidae. Gene Ontology annotation, cellular component: PAM complex, Tim23 associated import motor. Gene Ontology annotation, biological process: protein import into mitochondrial matrix. The record is from RefSeq and is a predicted model, not a curated record. The annotation marks the transcript as partial. The transcript has 3 exons.
GGCUUCAGUGCUUAUUACAGAGGUGGAUUUGAACCCAAAAUGACUAAACGAGAAGCAGCUUUAAUCCUAGGAGUGAGUCCUACAGCCAACAGAAGUAAAAUUAGAGAAGCUCAUAGACGGAUCAUGCUUCUGAAUCAUCCAGAUAAAGGUGGUUCUCCAUAUGUAGCAGCCAAAAUCAAUGAAGCUAAAGAUCUACUUGAAGACCAAGCUAAAAAAUGA